UCGAAGGUGAACACCCUGGAAGUCUGCAUGUGGCAACUGCGACUUCCACGAUGUUCAAGCGUUGAACGAGCUCAUUCGUUCACUUGCUUCCUUGCGGAGCAACCAGCCAUGGCCACCAUCAACAAGCAAGCUGUGACGGAAGAGCAGCAUUACAUCGAGAUCCCGACCCCCAAACUUGGCGCGACCAUCCUCGUGGAUGUGCCCAAGAUGACACUGGAAUGGAACAACGUGAACAUGAGUGUCAAGAUCAAGAACCAAGUGACCAAGCAGGUUGAAGAAAAGAUCAUCCUGCAAGACAACCACGGCAGCGCGUCGCCAGGUCAACUGGUCGUGCUCAUGGGUCCGUCCGGCGCUGGCAAGAGCUCCAUGCUCGACGUGAUUGCCGGCCGCAACAAGGACUUCACCGGCUCCGUCACCGUGAACGGUCACAAGUGGAACAAAGCCAUGAAUCGAUACGCAUCCUAUGUCAUGCAAGACGACGUAUUCUACGCGACACUCACUGUCAAGGAACACUUGAUGUUCCAAGCUGAGCUCCGAAUGGGCAAAGCGUUCAAUGCUGAGGAGCGGGAGGCCCGCGUCGACUACGUCAUCGACGAGCUCGGACUGACCAAAUGUCGCGACUCGCAGAUCGGCGGUGUCACAGACGUCCGGGGGCUGUCCGGCGGCGAGCGCAAGCGGCUCAGCUUCGCCACAGAGAUCUUGACCAAUCCAUCGCUUUUGUUUGUGGACGAACCGACGAGCGGUCUCGACAGCUUCAUGGCCGAGAGUGUGGUGCUGCAGCUGCAAAAGCUGGCGCGCGAGGGUCGUACGGUCGUGGCCACGAUCCACCAGCCGUCGUCCGAGCUGUUUACGCUGUUUGACCAGUUGUAUCUGCUCAGCGGCGGCCAGACCAUCUACAACGGCAAGGCGUGUGACGCUGUCGCAUAUUUCGCCUCCCAGGGACUACAAUGCCCGACGUACAUGAACCCGACCGACUACUUUAUGCGCCAGAUCAUCGUGUUGGAUCCGCAUUCCGACGCUGCGGCACGGGUGGACGCGCUCGUGCACGCGUGGAAGUCGCAUGUUGCCUCGUCGACAUCCAAUGCCGAACGAACUGUCGUGUCUGACUCAGCGUCGGAAGAAUACGAUGCGAAAACGUACCAGAGUUCGCAUUUGGGCGUCGUGGACCAACUGUCGUUGCUGUGCAAGCGCAAUGUGACACGGCUCGUUCGCGACACACUCGGGUUUAAAGCCCGGGUAGGCCAAACGUUGUUUAUAGCGGUCAUCGUAGGGCUAAUCUACUUGCAGCUGACCAAGGACCAGCGCGGCAUCCAGUCGUUUGCAGGCGCCAUGUUCUUCAUUGUGAUCAACCAGUUCUUUAGCAACGCUACGCCCGAGUUUGCCGCUGUGCCCACGGAACUGCCCAUCAUGAUCCGAGAGUACAACGGUGGACUGUACCAUGCGUGGGUAUGGUACCUUGCGAAAAACGUGAGCGAGCUCGUGUUCCAGCUCUUCUUUCCACUCGUGUUCCUAGUGCCAGUGUACUUUAUGGUCGGGUUUGGCGGCGACGCCGGAGUGUUCUUUACAUUUUACCUCUUCCUUGUACUCGUAUCGAGCGCUGCUGUGGGUCUCGGGUACAUGGUCGGGUGCAUCGCGCGCCACGCCCAGAUUGCGCAGAUCCUCGGUAUUGUUAUCAUUUUGCCGCUGCUGAUCUUUGGUGGCCUCUUCUUAAACGCGGACAACACACCCGUGUACUUUGCCUGGCUCGAGUACAUCUCCCCCCUCAAGUACGGCUACCGCGGCAUCAGCCGGGCGUUCUGGAACUCGGUUCAAGUCCUUCCGUGCGACCCGUCGCGCCCGUGCCUAGCUACGUCCGGCGCCCAAGUACUUGCCAACAUGGCCUUGGACAAGGACUCGAUGGCCGUGGACGUCCUGGCGCUCGUCGCCAUCAACUUGAUGUUUCGCACCAUUGGCGUCGUUUGGCUCUGGUUCAACAUCCGCCAAAAACAUUAGAUAUAGGCGGCGGCACCAGAUUUCAAGUUUCACUGUGUAUUGUUAACGCGAUUAUUUUCGAUAAAUUGUAUUGUGCAUUUCACCCAAA
This is a messenger RNA of Aphanomyces astaci, 2080 nucleotides long. RefSeq lists its product as hypothetical. The coding region runs from base 28 to 1992 and encodes 654 amino acids. The transcript has a single exon. The record is from RefSeq and is a predicted model, not a curated record. Gene Ontology annotation, cellular component: membrane. Lineage: Eukaryota; Oomycota; Saprolegniomycetes; Saprolegniales; Verrucalvaceae. Gene Ontology annotation, molecular function: ATP hydrolysis activity; ATP binding; ABC-type transporter activity.